UAAAAGGCUAUCCAUGGUUGGCAUACAGGCUUAGCACUAAAUAAUUUAAGCAGAUGAAAGCACUUUUAGCUGUAAUCUUGAACGUUUUGUUUCUUAGCCUUGCUAAGUCCAAGUUCCGACAGAGUUCUUGGAGACUCUUGGAGACUCAGCGUGUGCUGUCAUAGGGGUAUUAGUGUUGUGUUUGUCACAGGGAUUGAGACAUGUCAUUAGAUUACAAGGUCUCUGCCUACAAACCAAGCAGACCAAUCACGCGAUCUGUCACAAACUAUGGCUCAAUGUCUAGUUGGAUGCCGAGACAAAGACAGAGCCUUGUUUUGCCCUCAUCUUAUGGCAAAUCACUUCACGACUUGGGCACUAGACCUCUACUUCCGCCAACACCAUUAGGAAUGCCUAGUCUCCACGACACGUAUUUAAAUAGACCAUCACCAUUCAAUUUAGGAGAAGCUACACAGACAUACAGAUCCUGUCAUGACCUACAUGUGUCUCAAGGAUCUAAUCCUUUGAAAGAUGAUGAAUAUUCAAGUGCAGUUAUGAGACAUGGACGUCUAGGUCAGAAUGGAAGCUGGAGGCACCUGAAGGAAGUCAUGCAAGCUGCUGGGAACAGAUUAGUCUUUGUUGAUGGUCAAAUAGCUUCAAAAGAUGGUAUCAUGGGAAGCUUGAAGGAGAAUCAAGGAGACUUUUUGCCAACUAUAGCACCAAACAAAAAAGCAGUCAACAUGUCUAACAAUACACAGCAAGAACCCCCGAUUGCCAGAUAUGACUUGAUAGACAUCAGAAAAGGUUUAGAGAAAUAUAACUGGAGUAUUCUACGCUAGGGCAGAUAUUCAAGGGACACAAUGAGAAUUACAAAUCAACAAAUUUUUUUCUCAUACAUUUUGGAUCUUUGUUUAAAUUGUAUAAAUCGCAAGAUUACAACAGCACAUCCCCUGCCUUAUUCAACCACAAGAUUACAACAACACAUCCCCUGCAUUAUUCAACCACAAGAUUACAACAACACAUCCCCUGCCUUAUUCAACCACAAGAUUACAACAACACAUCCCCUGCCUUAUUCAACCACAAGAUUACAACAACACAUCCCCUGCCUUAUUCAACCACAAGAAUACAACAACACAUCCCCUGCCUUAUUCAACCACAAGAUUACAACAACACAUCCCCUGCCUUAUUCAACCACAAGAUUACAACAACACAUCCCCUGCCUUAUUCAACCACAAGAUUACAACAACACAUCCCCUGCCUUAUUCAACCACAAGUUUACAACAACACAUCCCCUGCCUUAUUCAACCACAAGUUUACAACAACACAUCCCCUGCCUUAUUCAACCACAAGAUUACAACAACACAUCCCCUGCCUUAUUCAACCACAAGUU
This is a messenger RNA of Biomphalaria glabrata, 1366 nucleotides long. RefSeq lists its product as uncharacterized. NCBI's taxonomy places the organism in Eukaryota, Metazoa, Mollusca, Gastropoda, Planorbidae. The record is from RefSeq and is a predicted model, not a curated record. The transcript is spliced from 7 exons. Bases 201 to 815 code for a protein of 204 amino acids.